Messenger RNA from Staurois parvus, 341 nucleotides. The record is from the annotation of a GenBank genome assembly. NCBI's taxonomy places the organism in Eukaryota, Metazoa, Chordata, Amphibia, Anura, Ranidae.
UCAUGCUGCUGCCAGGUCCAGAGUGUGUCAUGGGUCCCUGUACGGCCUCCCAUUGCUGCUGUCUCCAUCGCCACACUCUGCCAUGUGCCACUUUCAGGUCUCCUCACACUGCUGGUGGGUUCCAUUUUGUCAUAGGGUGCUGGUGCUGUAUGGCCUUCCAUUGCUGCUGCCUCCACCGCCACCCUGCGCCAUGUGCCUCUGUCGUCUGCUCACGCUGCUGACGGCUUCCGCUUUUUAACCGAGGCCUGUGUUUGGCUUCCGAAUACUGCUGCAUCCACCGCCACCCUGCGCCAUGUGUCUCUGUCGUCUGCUCACGCUGCUGACGGCUUCCGCUUUUUAAC